AUGGGUCAAUUGACCAACAACUCUGCCAGUAAAUUGCUCCUGGAACUAUUCGAAGAAUUGAAUCUGGGGCUGAAGUUUUCCAAUGGCCAAUUACUGCUGGUCGAUUACUACACGGCUCAUUACAAUGAUUUUAUGUCGAACGUUGAUCAGAAUAUGACUGAACUCCAGCGAAAAUCGGUCAAUGCCGAGUCCAAGAAAUUGCAAGAGUAUGUCGCGACGGUGGGUGGCGCCAGAUUUGUCACCGAUACCGUGAAUAUCUUGAUGGGAGACCCUAAAGUCACCGAUGAUCCUGGUGACAAACCAUUUUACGACCGUCUGAAUUCAAACAAGAUAAUCGACGAGAACGGGGCUCUGUGGUUUAUGUUGCCCAUCAAAGGUGGCGAAUUGGUUUUGGUCAAUGGCACCGGUUGGACCCAUCGAAAACGGGUGCGCACCGACUACAUGUCACACUUUGCCAAUAUCGAUCUUCCCGAUGAUGAUUUCGACCGUUGCACGGAGUUGAGAAAAUUUACUUCUCAAUGGAUGUGCAAAAACGAAGCCAUGACCGACUUUCUGUUGGCUUUGGGAGGAAUGGCACUGUUCGGCUAUCGUGAUGAACAACGGUUUUGGAUUAUUGUCGGCAAAGGUGCUGGCGUGACCUACCAGUCAAAAGGCCUCAAGGUUACGUCCAUUAUCUCUUGA
Capsaspora owczarzaki ATCC 30864 is the source of this 681-nucleotide messenger RNA. RefSeq lists its product as hypothetical. The transcript is spliced from 3 exons. The record is from RefSeq and is a predicted model, not a curated record. Lineage: Eukaryota; Filasterea; Ministeriida; Capsasporidae. Bases 1 to 681 code for a protein of 226 amino acids.